CUUCACGUCAGUGGCACGCGGCUCUCGUGACGAGGAGGAAAAGAACGGAAGGUACGAGGCGUCGCGUCAGGAUCGCGACAGGAAGGAAAGGGGGAGACUUUGCGAUGCUGCGGAAUGAACGGGAAACAAAACGGUGAAGGGUUUUCUUCAAAGUACAAGCACUCGUCGUCAAUCGCGAAUUUCUUUCUCGCCGAGGAAGACCUCUGACACUGCGACGGCACCGUCGAAGAAGACGCUCUUCAACGUCGCGAUGGCUGUGGAAAAUAAUCCGCACGUUGCGGGAAAAGGCAGAAAGACGUUGCUCCCGGUUCGGUACGUGAUGGCCACGAUGGGAUCCAUCGGUCUCGCCAUUCUCUACGGCUUCAAAGUCAACGUCAGUGUGGCGAUCGUCGCUAUGGUGAACCAUACAGCCGUUAAACUGUCCACGUCUCACGACUUGGAGGCCAACAGCAGCACCGUAGCGAGAGAAACGGAAGAAGUUUGCGGUACCUCGGGCGUCGCGAAGACCGCGGUCGAGGAUGGUCCGUUUGUAUGGGACGAGUCUCUUCAAGGUCUCAUCUUGUCCGCCUACUUCUGGGGCUACAUGGUGUCUCUGUUGCCCGGUGGAAGAAUGGCGGAACUCUGGUCGGCUAGAUGGGUGAUGAACGGAUCGGUUCUGCUGAACCUCGCGGCGUCUUUAUUGACACCCAUCGCGGCGCAGAUUCAUUACUCAUUCUUCAUAGCGACGAGGUUCAUUCAGGGAAUCGGUGGAGGUGUCUCCUUUCCCGCCAUGCACGUCAUGAUCGCCAAGUGGGCGCCGCCGAAUGAAAGAAGCAUCAUCGCGUCGAUCGUUUACGCGGGAACGGCACUCGGCACCGUGAUCUCCAUCUUGUUGUCCGGCUUGCUAGCCGCGAGUCUCGGUUGGCAGUUCAUCUUCUACGUGGAAAGCGCACUCUGUUUGAUCUGGUGCGUCGCCUGGUGGCUCAUGAUAGAGGAUUCCCCGGAGGAGCAGUCGAGACUGAUCAGCCAAGAGGAGAGGAAUUACAUCAUGACAUCUUUAGGACACAGCAAGCAGGACGUUCACAAGAAGAAAUUACCGGUCCCGUGGGGGCAAGUGUUACGCUCCAAACCGUUCAUAGCGAUCCUAAUCGCGCACUUUUGCAACAACUUCGGCUGGUACAUGCUGCUCAUCGAACUGCCUACCUUCAUGAAUCAGAUCUUGAAGUUCGACAUGAGCUCGAACGCAGGACUGUCCUCCAUGCCGUUCCUAUGCAUGUGGGUCUUCACCAUGGUUCUCAGUAAGGCGUUAGCUGUCAUGCAAGACAAGGAUCUGAUCUCGGUGACGAUGUCGAGGAAGAUCGGAACUCUGUUUGCGUCCCUCGUACCCUUGCUGUGCUUGAUCGGCGUGUCGUACGUCGGCUGCAAUCGCGUCCUGGCGGUCGUGCUGAUGACGAUUGCGGUAGCCUGCAUCGGCGGCAUGUACUGCGGCUUCUUGGCGAACCACAUAGACAUAGCGCCAAACUUCGCCGGUACCUUGGUGGCGAUGACGAAUUGCAUCGCCACCAUACCUGGCUUCGUCGUGCCGAUAUUCGUGGGAAAACUGACUCAGGGAAACCAAACCAUAGAAGCAUGGAGGAUCGUGUUCCUUGUAACAGUCAUUCUGUAUACCAUCGAGAUAUUGGUCUACACUAUUUUCGGAAGCGGCAACGAGCAGCCAUGGAACAAGACCAGGCUGUCGGACGAGGAGACGUGCGAUCAGAUGACGCCUUUAAAAUGUAUCAACAAGGCGAAAUAGAAUCACGCAGAGGAACGUCACGUCGAGCGCCGCGACUUAGUCUGUAAUUCAUUAUUUAUGACAUUUUUCUCAUCGCGAAGGAUCUUGUACGUUCAUUGUCUUAUUAUUGAUCUCUUUGUCGGACACGAAGAAGUGCACAGACAUGUGCGCAGUUCAAAUGCUCCAGUUAACAAGUACUUACGUUCGCAGAACACGUAUGAAACAAGAUAUCAGGAUAUGAUUGUUGUAUGAAAGCGAAUAAUACUUAUUUAUUUAUGUAGAAACGAAUCUAUAUAAAAGAUUUAUGACGUUGCCAAGUUCCA
Harpegnathos saltator (Jerdon's jumping ant) is the source of this 2076-nucleotide messenger RNA. It is a transcript of the gene MFS3, whose product is annotated as major facilitator superfamily transporter 3. Gene Ontology annotation, biological process: transmembrane transport; monoatomic anion transport. The transcript is spliced from 9 exons. The record is from RefSeq and is a predicted model, not a curated record. Gene Ontology annotation, molecular function: transmembrane transporter activity. Bases 251 to 1774 code for a protein of 507 amino acids. Gene Ontology annotation, cellular component: membrane. NCBI's taxonomy places the organism in Eukaryota, Metazoa, Arthropoda, Insecta, Hymenoptera, Formicidae.